CAAACCAUAUAAUGAGAAAUUAAUUACGAGAGGUUAUGAUUUACCUCAAUUACGGCGCAUGUUACAAAGCAAACACAUAAACCGUCAUCCUAUUCCUGAGUAAAGCCUUCGUACAUCAAUGAAAAGCAGUUUAUUAAGUGUAUCUCAAUACAAAGUAUCUCUCUAUGUACCCCCUCCUCCUUUCGCCGGAAAUAUCUGGCUUUCCAAGAUGGCGACUCCCUAUGUGACAGAUGAAACUGGUAAGUACAUUGCAGCGACUCAACGCCCUGAUGGAACAUGGAGAAAGCCAAGACGGGUGAAAGAGGGAUAUGUGCCACAAGACGAGGUACCAGUGUAUGAGAAUAAGUACGUGAAGUUCUUCAAGAGCAAACCUGACCUUCCUCCAGGACUGAAUCCCGAAGACAUUAAACAGGUCAAAACUCCACAGAAAUCUGAGAAUGAAACUUCUGGAUUGUCAAAAACUGCCAAGAGAAAUCUGAAGAGGAAAGAAAAAAGGAAGCAGGAAAAGAGUGAGCGAGAGCCUGAAGAACUGAGCAACUCUCUGGAGAAGGUCACAAUAAGUGCUAAUGGGAGUCUAGGGUCACAAGCUACAAAACAGUGUUCGAAGACCACAGACUCCACAGAGCAGGAUGCCAACUCUGAGAAAGCCAAGAAGAUAAAAAAUCUCAAAAAGAAGUUGCGACAAGUGGAAGAGCUACAGCAGAAAGUGGACUCUGGUGAGAUCAAGCAGCCAACCAAGGAGCAGUUGGAGAAACUGGCUCGUCGGCAAGCUCUAGAGGAAGAGCUGGAGGACUUAGAACUAGACUUGUAACAGGAGGACAGCUAAUGGGGCUGUCUCUCUGGAUUCCUUUUCUGUGUUUCCUGAUGGACAGAAAACCAGCACAGUAUGUUGUAGAAGAGACCUUGUACUGCGGGCAGUUGGUGUCUUUUUCUGACCAUCAAUCCUUUUGGACCUGCUAUGUUUAGAUAACUGACUUACAACCCCUGUCUGGGGAGCUGUUAAUAUAAACAUAACAUUAUGUUGUAGAUAUUGUGUUUCCUAGUUGUUUAUUGAUCCUAAAGUGCAUGCACCCAGGACAGUGAAAUGACUGUUGUCCUCAAAAUCACCCGUAUAACAUUAUUUUUUUUUUUUGGGGGGGGGGGGUUAUGUGAGGAGCAAAACACAUUCUCCUGGACAGAGUAGUGUUUUUAUGUUUCAUUGAGUCUGUCCAAUUCAUGCGUAAUGGCAUACAAGUGUUAAUGUGUACCGAAAAGUGUACAAAAUGUGUUUUAACAGAUGGGGCAAAUUAUUUACCUUUUGCUACCUCCCUUCAGCUUGCAGUUAUCCCGGGGGAUAUCCUUUCUUACUCCGCAGAAUACUCUCAUCUGCUCAGUGAACCUUGUCACCAGAUAGAUAUUUAUUUUGUAAUUUUGUUGCAUAUAUUCAGAUGUUAACAAAAAUUAGAUACUAUCAAUUGUGGUCCGUUUUGUAAUCUGUCAUGUAGGGCAGAACUUACCUUAUGCCUCUAUCAUACUGCUUUUAAUUGUUUUUAAUUACAGAUUCCCUUUUUCUGUCCUGAUGACCUUAUUUCCUCUUUGAGUUUGUCUACAUCUUGCAAUCUGUGUAUAGCUUCUGCAUCAUUCUCUGCACAUACAGGCUUGUUCAUUAUUUCUAAGCAGUACUGUAAUUAUUAAUUGACCUAUAAAAUAAAUCUUACCAAAUUUUUAAACACAAGAAAAAGUGAUGCACUUGAACUAUAGACCCGUGGAUGCAUCUUUACUUUUAUUAGUUGGAUAGCAACAGCGAAGAUCCAGUACUGAUUCACUUUUCAUUCACUUGCCAUUUCAGAAUUUAACAAGCAGGAUGAGCUACAAACAGGUCUAACACUAAUGCAUUUUAAUUUUAAGGGGAAGUAGUCCUCUCAGAGCACCCAUUUCUAAAGAGUAGUGCUGCUGCCAUUGUGUAUGUCAUGUUAUACUUCUGGAAUGGUAUAGCAUUGCAUGGCUCAAUUAACUUUUCCUUGGCUACAGUCUGUUGUAUUAUGUUACUGCACAGCCCAGAAAAUUAGCUGAUUGUCCUGCAGUCUUUUGCAUAAUAUUACUGCACAUCCCUGAAAAUUGGCUGAUUGCCCUUUGCAUUUUGACAUUAGUGGCUAGAGCCUUUUGAAAAUUUUCCCUCUGUUUCCUCCUCCUCCUCCAGAUGUUACAAGCAUUAACGUGUGACCAUUUGCAGUGGAGAACAGAAAUGAAUACAAGAUUAGGCUUAUGUAAACUCUCACAGACAUACUCAGACUGCUGGCUGUGCUGUUCUACAAGGAAAUUUAGUGUUAUUUAAUAGAAGUUGUUUGCUUGCAAAGCAGAAAAAUGAAACUGUGGAAAUUUAUGCUAAUUUUAGCUAGGACAAAAAGUAAACCAAAGUGGUUCCAUACUCAGAAGUGCGCAUUUAGCUGUGCCCAAUUUAAGUGUUAACUGCUUGAUACAUUAUUCAGUGUUAUGUGAUGCACUGUAAAGCUGCAAGACACUAAACUAUGGGACCCUGAGUCAGUACUAGGUAAUUGCCCAUUUACUUAUCUGAUGCUGUACACUGACAAGGCAAGAUAGAGGCAUCACUACAGUAACUAGAAGUGUUUAGGUCAUUGUGGUCCUAAAGAUCCUUAUCAAAAGGUGAAGCCCAUCUGGUUAUAGUGAGACGUACAGGUAUUUGCCCCUUCGUCUGCAAGGUUAUGCUUGCUGGGGGGUCCUUAGAGAUGUAAAGCUCGCGUUUGUUACACGGGUAAAAGAAGAACUGUAAAUGAAAAGUAGCUUAACUGUCUGAAAGUUGCCAUAUUGAGAUGGCAGGGCUGAAGUAGUUUGGGAAGGUGAUGGGAUACAUACUGUUUCGUGUUUGGCCAUGCCAUUAUUUGAGAUGUUUUAUACAGAUGCUGGUCAAGAAAGUUUGCCUGUCGUGUGAGAAGGAACAGUGAUUCACUCCCUGGGGUACGUUCAGUGCCCUAUCUUGAGUAGUACAAGGGAGCAUUUUGGUGUACCCCCAAAGUCACCAAUAAGCCAAUUUUAGGCAACAGGAAAUUGCUUGCAAGUUUAGAAGACAUGUCCAGGAUUGUUAUUUUGGCAUUUCAGAAAGAUUGAUGUCACAUUUCCAACAAAGUUUAGGCAUCUAAUUGGGAUUUGAAGCUUGAUCUGGGUGACAGUGCACUCGGUCAAAAUUUUGCACAGCCUUUGAUUUAAUGGGAGGUGUGAUAUAAGGAAUACCAGAGUUUUACUCCAAUAAACCAGUAAAUUGUUCAAUUCUUGUUAUGUUUAACCCUUUUUAACUAGGGAAGUGCUACCCAGUAUGUAAUAUAAUAAUAGUAAGACAGCAUUGCCACAGCAGGUCUGACUGUUGUAGUUGCUCAUUUUUGGGGAUUCUGUGACGUUUUCUGUCAGUCAUGUUACGGAAACAUCUAUAACCAUUGUGAAAGCUGUGGCCAGAAGUUUUGUACAUUGACACUUGAUUACAUGUGUUAUAUACAGCUGUAGCACUAAGACUUGUACUGCCACUUGCAAUGUAUGGACAUAGAUUACUUUUGUGCAAGGGCACAAAAGAUUCAUGUGUACAGUUCAUAAAUAUAUGAAGUCUUGUAUUCCAUGUCUGUAUGUACAUAUGUACAUAUAAUUUGUAUAUAAAUAUUUGCAUGAACAUACAUAGUGGGAUUUGUACUGUCAUUGUGAUUUGAGCUGAAGUCUCUGGAAGAGUGUGUUUGGAAAAUUUGACUUGCUGGGGUCCUGCUACUGAGAGGAAUAACUGAAUUUUUAAAUGUUAAGUCUUUGUCAGCCCCUGGUUGAAGGUUUAUCACAAAACACAUUCUGCAAGCUUGUAUUUAUUUCGUAGUACUUCAUAAACUGUGAACCCGCAGAUAAUCUUCUGUACCAGAGUAUAUGAGCUUCACCUGUUUAAAAAUGAAAAAAGUACUGUUGAAUCAUGUUUUGAAUGCAGUGUCCUUUCCCUACAAAAUUCUAUUGAGAGUGCAUGGGGCAAAAAAAAAUAGGAUUGCGUGGGUUAAGUGAACCUCGCCUCUGGGGUGAGCAGCAACAGCAGUUGUGUUCUGUGAAGAGUUAAUUAUGUAUUUAUUUAUUUAUUUUAAUAUGAUGAAGGGAUAGUUGGAAUCGGCAAGACAUGGAAUACAAUCUGUUACUCUGGCUGUUACUCAGUGCAUCUCUUAAUUUGUUUCCAGAACUGUUAAUCAGUAAGUGAACUCUUUCUCAAGUAGUUAAACUUUAAGCACAGAAAUGUUACCAGUAAUUUUUCAGUACUGCAUCCAUUGAGACUGCUGCAUGUACAUAUAUGGAGCUGAUGCAGCAUAAUCGUACAGUCAUCCUGUUGUGGUGCAUCUCACUAUCAUAACAAAGUAUAGUGUUCCUAAAAUGGCAGUCUAGCAGCAUAGCAUGACACAACGGUUAUACAUUGAUGACAUCUUGGGCAUGCUGUUAAAGAAUAAGGCUGCUGAGAAACGAGUGCUGUUCAAGGUGCAUUUUUGUGCGUGUAUGUGUAUACAUAUAUGCACAUCACAUUUUUCAUAAAGGUAGUUAGAAUUAAUCAGUUUGCAUUUUAUAUCUGUAGUCUGAGGGCAUUAGGUUAUUUGAUAAUUAAUCUGUAGGUCCUAAUUGAUGGCUGUUAUUUUUGUACAUUAAAUUAAAUAGUCUUCUGGGCCCAGAAAAUAAAAUUAUUUGAAUAAAAAUA
Molecule: messenger RNA, 4696 nt
Organism: Protopterus annectens (West African lungfish)
Lineage: Eukaryota; Metazoa; Chordata; Ceratodontiformes; Protopteridae
Gene: PYM1
Product: PYM homolog 1, exon junction complex associated factor
Exons: 3
Coding region: 119-811 (230 amino acids)
Biological process (GO): exon-exon junction complex disassembly
Cellular component (GO): cytoplasm; exon-exon junction complex
Molecular function (GO): RNA binding
Source: RefSeq, a predicted model, not a curated record